Molecule: messenger RNA, 2181 nt
Organism: Naegleria lovaniensis
Lineage: Eukaryota; Heterolobosea; Eutetramitea; Acrasida; Naegleriidae
Exons: 1
Coding region: 1-2181 (726 amino acids)
Source: RefSeq, a predicted model, not a curated record
AUGUUUUCUAGUCAUCAUCAACGCCACCCCAUCCAUCAUUAUAAUGGCUUCAUGAAUCGACAGUAUUCUUCUGCAGUGAACAACAAUCACGUGCAACAACAACAUGCUGAGGGUCAUCCUAAUACCAACAAUCUUCAUGAUGAUGAUACUGUUUCGCCCAUCUUCCAUCAUACAACCAGUACACUCACUCUUCAUUCACAACCAACUUCAGUGGAGACAUCAACGAGUGAUACACCAACGACGACGAUUCGUAACAGCACUGCAGCAAUUCCUGAGAAUGCAACUGUUGCAACCACAACUAGUAGUAGUGCUGUUGGUACUCCUGAGAAUGCUAAAGAAAGUUCUGUUGUGUUGUCCUCCACCACCACCACCACGACGACGACGACCACAACUACUACUCCCAUUGCGACGAAUCAGUGUCAUUGUGAGUCGUCCACCGUACUCACAAGUAACAAUGAAAUGCACCAUGAUGAUACAUUACCACCAUUACAUCGUUUCAGCUUUUCUCAUCUUAAUGACUACAUUCAAUAUGCUCAAUACACACAUUUACCAUACUUGUACCAUCAAUUAGUGAAUGCAACCAUGAAGAAAUCAUCCAUAAGUUCAUCGAUGCCAACAACAACCCAUCCUAGUAGAGAUUCUCACGUGUUCAAGGUCAGCUGGCCAACUGAAGAUGAACCAUUGAAAAGAUUCUCUCCAAGUCCACACUAUAUUCACUCUCCUCAGCAUCAUCAUCAUACACAUCAUACACACUCUUCUCAGAGUCAUCAUCAUCAUGGUCAUACAUCAUCACAAGUACUUGUCUCCUCAUUCACAUCUUCCUAUCGAUAUCAAUUAAUAAUCACCUAUCUCAUUCAUAAGGAAUAUACACUCUAUGUCAAAUAUCUUCAAAAUGUAUAUAGGUCAUGUCUAGAUAUCAAACAAUGUAUUUCAUUUCGUAAACUCUUAAUCAUGUAUUUGAAGAUCUUUCAAAGCAUUCAUGAGAGUUGUAUUCUUCACAAGAAAAAUUCAACAAGAGACAAGCUCGAAUCUUCCAAUAUAAUAAUCCAUGAAGAUUUCAUGUCAAUCUCGAGCACCACUGAAUCUUCCAAUCUCUUAUAUCAAAUGAUUCAUCUACUCAUUGAAUCAAGUUCAGAAUUUCAAAGAGAAUGUACUCAUUUGCUCAAUACCAUCAUUCAAUUCUUACACUAUCAAUUAUAUAUGAGAGAAGAAGAAUGGUUAAAAUCUCAACAUAACGAUCAUGUCAUGGAUCGAUAUAUACAUUAUUUACAUGAUAUUAGAAGUAUUAUUGUUAGAGACUCCUUGUUAAAGAUGAUUCAUGAACAAGUAUCAUUGUAUAUUUGUCAUGAUCAAGAACGCAUUCAACAAUUAUUCUUGACAUUGGGAAGAGGUGGUUGUUGUUGUCAUGUUGAUGAUGACAAUGAUGAGAAUAAAUCUACUUUGGAUCAGAAUAGUAAUAGUAGUAACAGUAGUAAUAGUAGUCACAGUAGUAAUAGUAGUAAUAGUAGUCACAGUAGCAGUAGUACAUAUCAUAUAAUCAACAUUGGAAUGGACAAAGAGAAUGAGUGUAUCACUCGAUUAGUAUGCGAUGAUGAAACAACCACUCCCAUCCAUUCCAACCUUAAGAAUACUGACUUUCUAUCGAGUGUGAUUGACAUGUUACAAGUAUUUAAAUUGUACAUUAACAAACCUCACUUGCUGAAUCUUAGUAUGGAAGUGACUAAUUUAGAAAUGGUGAUGGAAAUCUACGGUAAACAAUUAUUGAAAUGUAAUACUCUCUCUCAAUUGAUGGAAAGUGAACAGUUACUACAUGAAAUCAGUGAUUGUUUGAUGAAUAUAACAAAUCCAAUGAUGGUUGUAUCAUCACCCACUGAUCCUUAUGUUUCAUCAUCAUCAUUACACCAUGAUGAUCAUCACACGAACAACGAUCGUGAGACCAAUAUGGUUGUUGUUGAUGAAAAUAAUCAUGAAAAUCAUCAAGAAAAGGAUCUUAGAUCAUCAUGCUUUCCCGUUACAGGAAGUGCAGUGGACCCCUCAAGUACUAGUACUACUUGUCCAACGAGUACUUGUCACUCGAUAGGUAUCAAAUUGAACAAUCACUCCAAGUUAUCCUUCUUCGAAAAACCAAUCCAAUCUUCUCAAGCAAUGAUCCAUCACAACCAUCCAAAACAUCAACAUUGA